Molecule: messenger RNA, 1323 nt
Organism: Pelobates cultripes (western spadefoot toad)
Lineage: Eukaryota; Metazoa; Chordata; Amphibia; Anura; Pelobatidae
Source: the annotation of a GenBank genome assembly
AUGUCUAAAGAAUUAGACAUAAAUGUUACUAAUUUUGACAAUUUGCAGAGACAGAUUACUAAUCUGGGUAGUGCUACAGAUAUUUUGUGGAAAGCUACAAAUCAGAAAGAUUUGGAUUUUACUUCGAAAGAGGAAAGUGAUAAUAUAAUAGCGCAAAGAUUGAGUUGUGAUACCGAACAGGCAAGGAGUGACAUAGAAAAUAAAUUGGGUAAUGUCCAAGGAAAGGGUCAGUUGGAUAUUCUCAAAUUGGCUAAAUUGAUUAAGGAUUUGCCUAAAUAUGAUGAAAAGAGAGGACCUUUUUACAAUAUGAGUGUUUUUGAAGGUGAAAUGAAUAAAAGACAAUUUGAUGAUGUGGUAGCCACAAGAGGUCUUUUGAUCUGGCUGCCAACUUCAUUAAGUGAAUGGGUUAAAGUUAAACUCAUUGAUGUGUUGGAAGAGAAGUCAAGUGAAAAGCCCCGAGUUGAGUUGGAGGAAUUGUUUCCAAACAAUACACAGAGAUUGCUAAUGGUGGUACAGUGUGCAACUGGUGUGGAGAAUUUUCAAUUUUCUACUCUUGAUUCAUUCAAAAUGGAGAAAAAUGAUGAUAUACGUGUUUGUGCUAAUUUGUGGAAUAAGGCAUGGAAUUUGAUUACGGAUACACAACCAUCUGCUAUGUCUAAAGAACAACAUAAGCAGAGUGUUACUGAAUUUGUCUCUAGAAUAGCAGGGUUGCCAAAUGAGAUCAAAUUAAGAGCUUUUGAUUCACCCACAGUUGAUUUUGCUGCUACGGAAAUAAUGAAAUCUUUGCAAUUGUUGCAAAAGAAAAACACAGAAACAGCUAAGAUUUUUGCUUUCACAGACACACUUUUCUCUAGGGAUACUUCAGCAGGUCUGGCCCCUAUUAACUAUGUGUCUCGUGAAGAAGGUAGAGGAAGAUAUGAAAAUAAUAAUAGAAAUGGUAAUUUUAGGGAGAGGUCUAUGAGUAAACCACAAAAUUACCAGGGUACUAGAAAUUAUUCGGCCCCAUCCCAAGAUAGAUAUUAUAGGGUUAGUCAGAAUAGUCCUAUGAUAUGCUCUAAAUGCAACCAAGAAGGUCAUGUUAGGAGAUAUUGUCCCAAGAAUGAAGAAAAAUCUUACACAGUGAAAGGGAAAGAAAAUGGCAUUGUGCCAGGCUAUAAGAAUCUACAGAGAGUGGCAGCUGUAGAAACCGAAAAUACAUCUUCAAACCCCCCUCAAAUAUCAAAUCCAUAUGAAGAGUGUAGACGGAUGUUAAAUGCCAUUGAAAUGAAGGUGGAAGCAGUCACAAGUCCACAAGUGAAUUCUGCUUACCACACUAAUAAAUAG